GCGCCGUGGGCAGCCGCCCCUCACCCUCGACGGGCUCACUUCCGGGCCUCAUCCCGUGGCCAUACCAGGCUGGUUCCAGCCCCAGGCUGGCCGCCGCAGACGCCCCCGACCCCAUGGAGGAGUGGGACGUGCCCCAGAUGAAGAAGGAGGUGGAGAGCCUCAAGUACCAGCUGGCCUUCAAGCGGGAAAUGUCAUCCAAGACCAUCCCCGAGCUCCUCAAGUGGAUCGAGGAUGGGAUCCCCAAAGACCCGUUCCUGAACCCCGACCUCAUGAAGAGCAACCCGUGGGUGGAGAAGGGCAAAUGCGCCAUCCUGUGACCCCGGCCCCGCCCUGACUGACGCCCCGGGAAGUGUCGUGUGUCGCUUUUAUAAAGCCUUCCAAGGACCA
Molecule: messenger RNA, 387 nt
Organism: Choloepus didactylus (southern two-toed sloth)
Lineage: Eukaryota; Metazoa; Chordata; Mammalia; Pilosa; Megalonychidae
Gene: GNG13
Product: G protein subunit gamma 13
Exons: 3
Coding region: 114-317 (67 amino acids)
Biological process (GO): phospholipase C-activating G protein-coupled receptor signaling pathway; sensory perception of taste
Cellular component (GO): heterotrimeric G-protein complex
Molecular function (GO): G-protein beta-subunit binding
Source: RefSeq, a predicted model, not a curated record